Messenger RNA from Fusarium graminearum PH-1, 2154 nucleotides. RefSeq lists its product as uncharacterized. Lineage: Eukaryota; Fungi; Ascomycota; Sordariomycetes; Hypocreales; Nectriaceae. The transcript has 3 exons. The coding region runs from base 284 to 1276 and encodes 330 amino acids. Gene Ontology annotation, molecular function: nitronate monooxygenase activity. The record is from RefSeq and is a predicted model, not a curated record.
GAGUGUGGGGGAAGGAGUGGGUCUCUGCUGGCAUCAUACCUCGGCACCUUUUAAUGGUUGGUUAGUGGUUACCGAUCUCGUCUUGGUCAUGGCUAUGGAGGAACUAAACUCGAUGUAUGUUGCUCCUUGAAAAAUAAACAACCUCGGGUCACAUCCUUCUCUUUAUUCUUUUCUUAGGUGAGAAGACGUAGACUAUAUAGACUUGGAUAUACAAGGACAUUCUCUCUUCCUAUCUUCUGCAUUGUUUACACUUUGUUUUACACCUAGAUAGACACUCAUCACCAUGCCUUUCGCGACAGAACUCACAAAGCGUCUGGGCAUCAGAGUGCCCGUCGUGCAAGGCGGCAUGAUGCACGUUGGCACCGCCGACCUCGCCUCAGCCGUUUCCAACGCAGGCGGCCUGGGCCUCAUCACCGCCCUCAUCUUCCCGACCCCCGAGGAACUUCGCAAAGAGAUCCAGCGCUGUCGCACCCUCACCAAGAACCCCUUCGGCGUCAACAUCACCCUCCUCCCUUCUAUGGUCCCUCCCAACUACGCCGCUUUCGCCCAGACCAUCAUUGACGAGGGUAUCAAGGUCGUCGAGACAGCCGGUAACUCGCCUGGACCCGUCAUCACGCAGCUCAAGAAGGCCGGAAUCAUCGUUCUUCACAAGUGCACCACCAUUCGCCACGCGCAAAGCGCCGUAAAGCUCGGCGUCGACUUCCUCAGCAUAGAUGGAUUCGAGUGCGCUGGUCACGUUGGAGAGAGCGACAUUACCAACUUCAUCCUUCUCAGCAAAGCGCGCCAAACGCUGGGUGUGCCCUUCAUCGCCAGCGGUGGCUUCGCAGACGGUUAUGGACUCGCCGCCGCUCUGUGCCUCGGUGCUUGUGGUAUUAAUAUGGGAACGCGCUUUAUGUGUACUGUCGAGGCGCCCGUGCACAUCAAGGUCAAGGAGGAGAUUGUUCGCGCCCAAGAGACCGACACGACACUUCUUCUUCGACGAUGGACAAACACCACUCGGUUGUACAAGAACAAGGUUGCGAUGGACGCGCUUGAGAUUGAAAAGAAGAGCGAGUCGGGUGAAUUCGCAGAGGUCGCGCCGUAUAUGAGCGGUAAGCGAGGAAAGGAAGUGUUUAUCACUGGAGAUGUCGAUUUUGGCGUUUGGACAACAGGACAAGUUAUGGGUCUGAUCAAUGAUAUUCCUACAUGCGAUGUGCUCGUUAGUAGAAUUGAGAAGGAGGCUGAGACCGCCUUGAAAGAGAGGCUCGCACUGUUGGUGCCAGAGUCCAAGUUAUAGAGCUAGAGUAUACUAGACGCGCGAGAUUUUGUUUUUUUAGAGCAUGUGCAAAGAUCUAAGUUUUUAUUUUGGUAGUAAAUACAACUGAUGAGCGAUUCUAGAGGAUAAACGAUCUAUGAAUAUAUGGUCUCUGUGUGUUUCUAUGCCUGUACUUGUUCAAAGUCUUGUGUUUUGUGAAACGCAUAGUCCAGUCGGUGCCGCUUCACCUGGUCUGACGAUUCUGUCUGCUUUUGCGGUCGAGGUUGCUGAACAAUGAGUUCCGGGACGCUGCGGUUUUCGAGGGCCCAUUCCUUUGCCUGGCAGAGACUCACGCCCGUCUCGAUGAGCGAGAUCUUGCCUCCAGGCCUUCCCAUGCUCCAACCUGCCGGGACGGUGCGUUGGCCUGGGUCGUUUUUCGCGUCGUCGGUAAGAUGGAGGUUCAUCUCGAGGAUCGCGCCGCGAAGACCGCAGUAGACUGUAUCCGACAAAUCAGAUGAUUUGGCCAGACAAUAGAUCCUGUCGUAUGUUUGGCUGCCAAUAUGCAGUGUGGCAUCAGGGCGCCAGUAAUUCCGCCUGGAUGUACCAUGCCAGUUACACAACAGUCCAGCCUGGGCAUCGCAACCCUGGGGCUGACAGUCAGGCGCCCAACCUUGCCUCCACAUCUUGUGGUCAUCCUUUUGGCUGGGAAAAGGCCAUUGCGUUGUACAUGGCAGAGCGCUCGUAUGGUGGUACGGCUUGGGAUAUCUAAAGUCAAAGAGACGGAUAUCCGGCGAUGUGUUGCUACCGGCUACGAAACGUUCUGUUCCGUAGACGAGGAGAGAACUACCUGCUUCGUAUGGCUGGAAGCGGUCACGGUAAACUGCGUCUUGAGCUGAAGGAGUUCUGAUAUCCGACAGUCU